Molecule: messenger RNA, 570 nt
Organism: Rotaria sp. Silwood1
Lineage: Eukaryota; Metazoa; Rotifera; Eurotatoria; Philodinida; Philodinidae
Source: the annotation of a GenBank genome assembly
AUGUUAAAUUUUUCUCCACAAAAAGAUCAAGACAUGGAAAAUGAACAUCAAAAUUCAAUAGAUGAUCAAAAUAUACAUGGUCAAGAUAAUCAAGAAUUUUUAACAGAUGAUACUAAUAUUGAUAUUAAACAAUUUAAUAAAUAUUCAAAUCAUAAGAAUAAUUUACAAAUAUCUUUUCAUAAAGAUAGUUCAGCGGUUGAUAUUAAUCCAUGUAAUAGUACUUUACCAUCAUAUGAUAAUAAUCAAAAUGAACAAUCAUCUUAUGAGGAAGUAGCUGCAAAUGUUUCGAAUAAAGAUGAUCCAACUAUGUCAGUUUUAACAUUUCGUUCAUGGCUUCUUGGACUAGUAUUUACUUGUAUUCUUUCGUUUGUUAAUCAAUUUUUCUUCUAUAGAACAUCACCAUUAAUUAUUGAUGUUCUUGUUGCUCAAUUACUUUCACAUCUAUUUGGUAAACUUAUGGCAAAAAUAUUACCUCAUAGAAAAUUUAGAAUUUUUCGCUGGAAUUUUUCUUUUAAUCCAGGUCCAUUUACUGUUAAAGAGCACUGUAUUAUUACAACACCCAUGGCGUAA